ACACAACAACCAAACGGGAGCAGCACACGCGGUUCACAGCCAUCAUCACAUUUCACAAUCGCCCUCCCAAACGCCCCACUAAAACCCCACUUACGCGCGCAGACAAAACCCAACCCAACCCACGCCACAGCGUCGCGCACACUGACACACGCCACCACGCUCGCUCUGUUAGCUCGGCACCACCCAGCUCCACGGGACACCAUCGAUCGACAACGACAAUGAGGAGUGGCGGCCCUCUAGUUGGUUUGUUGGUGGUGCUCGUGGUCGUCGGCGGUGGGGCGGCGGCGGCCGGGGCGCCCGGGCGGUGCACGACGUCGACGCCGGUGAAGGCGUACGCCAAGUGCAUCGCGCUGCCGACGCAGGGCGCGACGCUGGCGUGGACGUACGACGCGCGCAACGCCACGCUCGACGCGGCCUUCACGGGCUCCUUCAUCUCGCCGUCGGGCUGGGUGGCGUGGGGCGUCAACCAGGACGCGCCGGCCAUGGCGGGGGCGCGCGUGGUCGCCGCCUUCUCCGACCCGUCCACGGGCGCGCUGCUCGCGCUCCCCUUCGUGCUCUCCGCCGACGUCAAGCUCCAGGCCAAGCCCCUGGUGUCCCGCCCGCUCGACAUCCCGCUGCUGGCCUCCUCGGCGUCCCUCAUCGCGCCGGCGCGCACCGUCCGCGACGGCGCGUCGGUGACCAUCGCCGCCACCAUCCGCCUCUCCCCGAACCGCACCAGGGUCCACUUCGUGUGGAACCGGGGCCUCUACGUGCAGGGCUACUCCCCGACCAUCCACCCCACGGACGCCUCCGACCUGGCGUCGCACGCCACGGUCGACAUCCUCACCACGGCCACGGAGUCGUCCCCGAUCGCGUCCGCCAGGCUGCAGUGGGCGCACGGCUCCCUCAACGCGCUCUCCUGGGGCCUCCUGCUGCCAGUCGGCGCGGCCCUGGCGCGGUACCUCCGGCCCUGCGCGUCGGCCGGCCCGGCGUGGUUCUACGGGCACGCGGCGGUGCAGGCGACGGGGUACGCGCUGGGGGCGGCCGGGUUCGCGCUGGGGAUCGCGAUGGGGGCGGCGUCGCCGGGGGUGACGUACAAGCUGCACCGCGGGCUGGGGAUAGCGGCGGCGACGGCGGGGAGCCUGCAGACGCUGGCGGUGUUCUUCCGGCCCAAGACGACGAACCGGUACCGCAAGUACUGGAAGUCGUACCACCACCUGGUGGGGUACGGGUGCGUGGUGGUCGGGGUGGUGAACGUGUUCCAGGGCUUCGAGGUCAUGGGGCUCGGCGCCUCCUACUGGAAGCUCGGCUACUGCAUGGCGCUGGCGACGCUCGUCGGCGGCUGCGUGGCGCUGGAGGUGAACGCCUGGGUGGUGUUCUGCCGGCGGCAGCACGAGGAGAAGCUCAUGCGGCGGGAGGUCGAGGACGUCGUCGUCAAGGACAGGGCCGCCGCCUUCUAGCUAGCUAGCGCGCCCGUCUUGGUCGCCGCCGUCGCUCUGUUUUACAGCUCCGCCGCGGGCUUGGGAGACACGGCCACGUUGCCGGGGACAGGCAGUGCUUAUUGGUUUGUCGGAAGGUGAGGGUGAAUUCCUUCCCCGGCUGGUGUUGGCGUGUGCUCGUUGUACUAUUUGUCACGCGGAUGUCUUUCUCGUCCUAGUUCUUGUUCUCUAGUUCUAUAUGAUAGUACUCCCUCCCUUCGUUUUUAUUUACUCUGCAUAUUAGUUUUGAUCAAAGUCAAGCUUUGUAUACUUUGACAAAGUUUAUAGACAAAAAUACUAACAUGUACAAUAACAAAUCAAUACCUUUAGAUUUAAUAUUGAAUGUAUUUUCGCAUUA
Messenger RNA from Triticum aestivum (bread wheat), 1815 nucleotides. RefSeq names its product cytochrome b561 and DOMON domain-containing protein At2g04850. NCBI's taxonomy places the organism in Eukaryota, Viridiplantae, Streptophyta, Magnoliopsida, Poales, Poaceae. The transcript has a single exon. The record is from RefSeq and is a predicted model, not a curated record. Bases 219 to 1439 code for a protein of 406 amino acids.